Messenger RNA from Brassica oleracea var. oleracea, 1300 nucleotides. Its product is annotated as MATH domain and coiled-coil domain-containing protein At3g58360-like. The coding region runs from base 1 to 1197 and encodes 398 amino acids. Gene Ontology annotation, molecular function: protein binding. Lineage: Eukaryota; Viridiplantae; Streptophyta; Magnoliopsida; Brassicales; Brassicaceae. The transcript has 6 exons. The record is from RefSeq and is a predicted model, not a curated record.
AUGAUUCCCUUAGCCAAAAUCCAUGACAAAAAUGAAGGGUUCCUUGUAAACGACCAACUCAUGAUAGUUGCCGAGGUAGAUGUUCUUGAAGUUGUUGGUACCUCAGAGAAAUCUGAAGAGACAAAUCCUCUGAGCCAGUUCAGCAGUUUGAUGUCGCCAAUUACUGACUGUAUACGAGAUGGACAGUUCCCUUGGACGCCGGACGCAGCGCGGGCCUUUGAUAUCAUCAAAGAGAAGCUCUGCUCAGCCCCAGUCCUCGCUCUUCCCGACUUCAACCUUGUCUUUGAAUUGCAUUGUGAUGCAUCAAAAACAGGAAUUGGUGCAGUGCUUAGCCAACGAGGUCGUCCCAUCGCUUUCUUUAGUGAGAAGUUGGCUGGUGCAAUAAAACAUUGGAGGCACUAUCUAUUUCACAAGGAGUUUGUGCUUUACACCGAUCAUGACGCACUUAAGCAUCUCAGUAGUCAAGGAAAGCUCUUGACCGAGUUACACAGAGAAGGACAUGUCGGACGAGAUCAAACACCACAGCUCGUUUCUUCUUCUUCUUUCUGGCCUUCUCUGCGCCGUGACGUCGAAAAGUUUGUCGAACGUUGUGUCACUUGUCAACAAUCUAAAGGCUUUGAAGAGAAGGCUAAGGGCUGGGGUUUUCCAUCCAUGCUUUCUCUUGAUGAAAUUAAUGCCAAAGAUAGUGGGUUCCUGGUGAAUGGGGAGCUCAAGAUUGUUGUCGAGAUAGAACUUCUUGAAAUUAUUUGCAAAGUAGAGGUUAAUGGGUUUCACCUUCUUUCUUCACAGGUGGAAUCUGUGAGCCGUAUGUUUGAAAAACAUCCAGAAACUGCCUCUGAAGUACAUCUAAAGAACCCAAAUCUUAGGACAGGUUACAUGAGUUUGCUACUAAGUCUGAUAGAUACUCUGUGCCAGUCUCCUCACAAGCUCCCCAAGGAUGAUCUGGAUGAGGCGCACUAUGCACUGGAAUCAUUGACUGAUGCUGGUUUUAAGUUGGAUUGGUUGGAGAAGAAAAUUUCUCAAGUGUCAGAAAUGAAGGAGAAAGAGAAAGAUGGUGAGAGUCGUAGGCAAGAUAUUGAGAAAGAGUUGAAAGAUUUAAAGCAGAAGUGCUCAGAUGUGGAAGCUCAGCUGGAGAAGGAGAAGUCAGAGGCGUUGGCUGCAAAAGCUCCCUUCUCAUUCGAUGAUAUUAUUCAAUGAUCUUGAGUUAUUAGAAUUUAGAAGUUUGUUCUUAUUUGGUUAUGCAAUGUUGUUUGAAUACUUGUGUCACUUCAUGAAAGUAACUGAAACUCUCUUUUUUUUA